Molecule: messenger RNA, 6001 nt
Organism: Leguminivora glycinivorella
Lineage: Eukaryota; Metazoa; Arthropoda; Insecta; Lepidoptera; Tortricidae
Exons: 3
Coding region: 476-6001 (1841 amino acids)
Biological process (GO): DNA integration
Molecular function (GO): nucleic acid binding
Source: RefSeq, a predicted model, not a curated record
GUUUUAAGAAUUCGGGUGUAUGGCUAUUUAUAAGGAAUCAAUAUAAUUAUUAUGAGAAUUACCGAUAAGAGUCCGAAAUUCGUUUCAUAUUUUAUCGAAAUUUUGGGGGGGAAUUAAGUUGACUUUGGCAACAUUGAAGGUUGUACAGUACUCGUCCGUCCAUUUUGAAUCGUUGGCGGAAGGUCGUUGAACAGUCGCGAGUUCCACAGGAAGGUUCCUUAAAUUAUACAGGUAAUCAUUGUAAAUAUUGUAAUAAAAAGUGCACCGACGAAGUGAUGAGCGUGUAAAUAAGUUGGAUCAUCAAAAAUUUGUUCAUUUACGUUCAUAGGUACAGUGAAUUCGCCACCGCCAACCACACCGGACAAGACAAACAACUUUUACAUCGGAAUUGGCCAAACCCCCGGAUAAGACUACUUAAUACCCGGACAAGACUACUUCUCGGCUAGACAAGACUACGGUCUAGACAAACAACAGAAUGGACGACAUUCUUUUAGCAAGGCUUAGGCUCAUUAACGACAAACUCACAACGGACUUAGAAGUAAUUCCGGGUACUGUUAAUUUAGAAAAUUUAGUGCAGGCUCAGAUCACAUACAGUAAAUUAGAAGCAACACUGAAAAGACUUAGCGGAGACCUGACGGAGUACUUUAGGCUGGCUUCGACACCCGCAUCUGAUGAAAUCUGCUUGAUAAGUGGACUUCAACUUCAAGCAGAGGAGACUUUAGCUGAACUUAAGGUGAAGAUUGACCAGAUAUCUACAUCAAGCAAACCAUCAGAGAAGCUGACUGAAGCGAACUCCUCGUGCAGACUUCCUAAGCUCCAGCUGCCGGUGUAUAAUGGGGAUGUACUGGCGUGGUAUGAAUUUUGGGAUGCCUUCAGAAGCAACAUCGAUGCAAGGAACCUGCCGGAUGUUGACAAGCUUUCUUAUCUUAAGACUUCAGUCACGGGAGAUGCCAAAAAAGUCAUUGACGGUCUAGCGACUACAAGCACCAACUAUGCUAUUGCCGUUACGAUACUGAAGGAAAGGUUCGGGAAAACUUCACAUCUUAUAGACGCGCACUAUGCAACAUUAUAUAAAAUUAAGAUGGCCAAAGGCAGUGCGGAUGACUAUAGAAGGACUUUCAACGAAAUCGAAAGGAAUCUUAAGAUUUUAGAAUCACUAGGUGAGAACAUUAACCACAACCAUCUGCGCUUCAUGCUACUAGAGAAGUUUCCUUCUGAUCUAGUAUACGAAAUAAAACUUAAAGUUAAGGAUGAUUCCAUUCAAGAACUGAGAAGCCACCUGGAUAAAAUCAUCACUGCCAAAGAGGACGCGGAAAGGAUAUCGGGUAGGAAACGCCCUCAAGAGACAGAAGCUAGUACGGUCGGGACUCUUCAUGUGAAGGCAAAACGUGCGAGAUACGCAAACCAGUCCCAACUACAACACAGUAACCAGAGUAAACAAAACCAUCAGGGACGCUUUGAUAAGAGACCGGUACUAAAGAAGUUUAAGGGUUUCAAGAAAUAUGACAAUAAAGGAAACAGACCAAACCAAACUUCAACUUCAAACAAAGAUCAGGCAGAAACUCAGCGAAGUACUCCAGGGGCUAAGAAGGGAUUGGUGUGUAUAUUUUGCGAAGGGGGCCAUUAUAAUGAUAGUUGCCCUGAAGCAUCUACUUUAGCAGAAAGGAAGAAACGACUUGCAGGACGAUGCUACAUCUGCUUCAAAGGAUACAACGGAGAAGAGUCAGUCCUGACGGUUCUAGAAGAGGGAAUCACAGCACUCCAAACGGCAACAGUUUAUGCAAGCCCCAUAGAUGAUAAGAAUAAACAAUUUAAAUAUAGGCUUCUUUUAGAUCCAGGUUCCCAACGCUCUUAUGUAACAUUCCGGACUGCAAAGGAAUUAAAACUUCCCGUCGAAGAAGAGAGUCAUCUAGUAGUAUUCACCUUCGGCGACGAUCCUCCCAGAGAGAUACAUAGCCCAAUAGUCACCCUUCAUCUACUAUCUAGAACAAACAAGAACAUAGUAAUACAGGCUAACUGCGUAGAGCAUAUCUCCAGAGGUUAUAUACCUAAUGUCAAGAUGAAGAACUUACCGGAGUCAUAUACACUAGCGGACGACGGGUCGCUAAGCGGACCGGUACAGAUCUUGGUUGGAAACGAAUAUUACUGCAACAUAACUUACGAGAAAAAGGUACAACUGGAUAGCAAUUUGUUUCUAAUCGACUCUGCACUUGGUUGGAUAAUUAGUGGUAGAGCAGAACCACAGCUUAGAGACGAGUCGUACGUAGUGACUUACACUCAGACUUGCAUUGAAACGAAGCUUCAUCAGCCAGAUCCACCUCUUUGUAAUGGAGACAUAAAGAGCCUUUGGGAACUAGAAUGUAUAGGUAUUAGUGAUUCCCCAAGAGCAACUAGAGAAGAAGAAGCCAUCAAAUAUUUUAAUGAUACAACUUUAAAAUUAAAUAAUCGUUACACGGUAAGCUGGCCUUGGAUAACUUAUCCACCGGAUUUACCUAAUAAUUUUGGAAUGGCUUUUGGUCGUUUAUCAAGCUUAUUGAAGCGUAUGGAUCAAGAUACGUUAUUAGCAUACAGCGAUACGUUUAAAGAACAAUUAGAUAAAGGUAUAAUAGAAGUUGUACCUACUUCAAGAACGUCAACGGGUAACGUCGUUCACUACUUACCUUUCCAUGGAGUACGUCACCGAAGAAAACCUAUGAGAAUAGUUUAUGAUGCUAGCUCUAAGAGUAGCAAAGACACCAAGAGUCUGAACGAAUGUUUGUACAGAGGACCACUCAUGUUAGAAGACCUCACUGGCUUACUUAUAAAAUUUAGAACUCAUCGGAUAGGUUUAACCUCAGAUAUUGAAAAGGCGUUUUUACAGAUGGCGUUACACAAGAAGGAUCGUGAUGUAACCAGAUUCUUGUGGCUCAAAGAUACCUCUAAACCGGUAUCUCAAGACAACCUACUAUACCUUAGGUUUUGUAGAGUUCCAUUUGGCGUCAUUUCAUCACCGUUUUUGCUUAAUGCGACUAUUAAGCACCACCUGUCCAACGCAGAAGAUCAGCAAGUCAGACAGAAAGCAAAUGACAUAUAUGUGGAUAACUUUGUUUCGGGUACCGACACUACGGAUGAGGCGAUGAAACUCUACAAAAAUCUAAAAGGAUCUUUUCAAGACAUUUCAAUGUCACUCAGGGAUUGGAGUUCGAAUUCUAGGGAAUUUAUGAAGAAAGUCUCUGAUACAUGUAAAGAAGAUAAAGUAAAGGUACUUGGUUUGGAAUGGGACAUCAAAAAGGAUACUCUCCAGUUGAAACCUAACUUACAAGAAGAAGCUGUCACGAAAAGAGGAAUACUGAAAACUAUUGCAUCAAUCUACGAUCCAUGUGGUUAUGCAGUACCUUAUACCCUAUCAUGUAAACUCUUUUUACAAGAGCUUUGGAAAGCUGGAGUGUCAUGGGACUCACCAUUAUCAAGCGAACUAACGGAAGAAUGGAACAAGAUCCGACAGAACUUAGAAGCCAUUAGGAAGGUGUCGGUGGACAGAUGCUACAUGAAGACACCAGUGGGAAAAGGCUACCAACUACACUGUUUCACCGAUGCCUCUCUACAGGCUUAUGCAGCAUCAGUCUUUUUAGUUUGCGGCUCGGAGAAAAGCUUCAUUAUUGGUAAAUCCCGUCUGAUACCAAUAAAGGAUCAGGAGAGUCUCAAGAUACCCCGUCUUGAACUUUUAGGAGUACUGAUUGGCAGUAGACUGAUAAAGUUUGUUCUUAAGUUUCUCCAGCAGAAGAUAGUAAGGCAAGUCUUAUGGACCGACAGCCAGAUCGUCAUAGAAUGGUGCAAAUCUGACAAGCUAUUGCCACCCUUCGUUGCCAGGCGGAUAGAAGAGAUCAAAACAAAUAAAGAUCUGGAGAUCAGAUACCUUCCAUCAGACCUAAAUCCAGCUGACGUCGGCACCAGACCCACCUGUUCAAGAGAGGACAGGGAGAAAUGGCUGAGUGGUCCACAAUUUAUAGUUCAAGAUCCGAAGACGUGGCCAACAACUUCUGGCGGUGGACCAACCAGUUCUCUCUUGAUUGGGGAGGGUCUUGGGAUCCAAGAAGACGAAGAACUGAUGGAAAUAGUUGAUCCAGACAUACACAAUGUUAGUCCGAUGGAAACGGAGGAGAGUACAACUACAAAGGAAGUAGCGAGUCAAGACAAUGAUCAGAUGCCGGAUCAGUUACUAAAUUUGAAAGAAAUUCAAGCUGAAUACUUUCCUCUAGAGGUAGAAGGAAAGGUAACUAGUCUAAGUUUGAAUUUAGGCGUAUUUAAAGACAUAGAUGAGUUACUGAGGUGUAAAGGUCGUAUGAAACACGCAGACUGGUCAUUUGAUAAACGCUACCCUAUACUUAUACCGAAAGAUUCAGAUUUCACCAACGAAAUUAUAAUGAAGACUCAUCAAGAAAAUAAGCAUGUUGGAGUAAGUCACACGCUAGACAAGAUAAGGGAAACUUACUGGAUACCACAAGGAAGAAGCCAAGUUCAGAAGAUUUUGAGGAAGUGCUCCGAAUGUAUGAAGCAUGACGGAGGGCCAUAUAAACUACCGGAAACUCCUGCGUUACCAAAAGAGAGGGUCAAUUAUAGCUCUCCAUUCACAUACGUUGGUACCGACUAUCUGGGACCACUUCUAGUUAACAAUGGGAAUGGCAAUUGUAAAAGGUGGAUUAGCCUCUACACAUGCUUAGCCGUAAGAGCCAUUCACUUAGAAGUUGUAAAGGACUUAACUGCGGAAGAAGGUUUAAUGGCCUUACGUAGAAUGAUUUCAGCAAGAGGUGUACCUACCUUAAUAACGUCUGAUAAUGCGGCUCACUACAAGUUACUCUCAGAGAUUCUUCAGAACCCAUACUGCGUAGAGAAAGAGAUAAAAUGGAAAUUUAUACCACAAUUAGCACCAUGGCAUGGAGGAUUCUAUGAGAGAUUAGUUGGUUUAGUUAAAAACUGUAUGAAGAAAACAUUACAGAAACAUUUGUUGAAUGACACCCAGCUAGUAACAGCGGUGAAAGAAAUAGAAGCAGUUCUUAACACAAGACCCUUAACUUACGUAGAUUCAGAGCCGGAUCAUGUACUAAAACCUUCAGACUUUCUUACCAUGGGAAAGUGUAUCAUUAUGGAAACUUCAGAUAAGGAUCCUACAACGUCGCAAGGGACGGUGACUAAGGACCACUUAAUUAAAGGUUGGAAGAAAGCACGGAUAAUUCUACGAGAAUUUAAAGAGAUGUUUGAGAACCGGUAUCUCCUAAAUUUGAGAGAAAGAUAUUCCCACCAUCCUAAAGAACCUAGAGUAACAUCAAAGUUAGCACCUAAGAUAGGUCAAAUCGUGCAGAUUAAAGGUGACACGAAGAACAGGAUAAAUUGGAAAGUUGGGAAAAUAGUAUCUUUAAAGGAAGGCGCCGACGGUUUAUGUAGGGUCGCCAAGGUACGAGUAGGAGAUACAGAGUAUACAAGAUCUAUCGCGCAUCUCUACCCGCUAGAGAUCGAAGAUGGAGAAGAGCAGUGCAAACAAACAUCAUCUUAUGACGAAAGUGUUGAAGAACCGGUGCAGCUUCCUGAUCUUCCACGUCCAUCAGGCAAGGAUGACCAGACAGUGGAAUCCCUCAACGACGUUGCUGAGCCUUCAUCUGAGCAGAGAUUCACUCAUGAAGUUAGAGGUCAGCAAGAAGAAGUACAGCCUCAUGCCUCGCCAGUAGAGGGAAAGUGUUCCUCUAAACAAGCGGUUGAGUUUAUGUCUAGUGAGUUAAACGAGCCUAAGCCUAAGUCUAUGUCCGAACCAGAGCCACUCGCGGUCGUCGACCUCGAGUUUUACGACCAGAAUGAUCCCGAGUCACACCACCUAGAGGAAGUUACGCCAGAAGGACAACACGAAGAAUCAAGACCUAAGAGAGCGGCAGCUCUCCGAGCCCUUGAGAAGAUCAAGGAAUGGACCAGCAAUUUAGUCGCCGUGCUGCUGCCUGAGGCGGGGUGUGUCGCGACAGGCGCGAAUAUCUAA